CUUUAUAUUCAGUUCGAUCCCGUUGAUAACCCGCUCCUACCUUCGCCGCCGCCAGCCCUCUCGCCCCUCUUCCAUUCCACCGGAGCGCUCUCCUCGUCGCCCACCGGGCUCGACCACUCCCGAAUUCUUCCAACUGGAGCUCACCCCAUCUCUCCCCCAUAUCCUCCUCUUCCUCUUCCAUCCCCACAGGAUUUGUCUCGCAGGGGCUCGCGUUUGCAAUAUUUCGGUCGGUUCCUGCGACCCUGCAGGAACCCCUAGGCGAGCUCGUCAGUCAUGUUUCCGCCGAAAGGGCCUAAUCCCUACGGGCAGCAGCCACCGUACGGCGGGCAGCAAUCUUACGGCGGACAAAUCCCUGGUAGCAGUGGAUUUGGGGCCUCAGCCCCUGCAGGUGCCCGUGCUGGACAAGGGGCUGCUGGGCAGUAUGGAGGGCCUUACGCGUCAGUGUAUGGCACACAGCAGGUCGGCGGACUUGGUGGCAAAGGUCCGGAGUCUUCUAGUCUAACUAGCCUGCCAACUCAUCCAACUUCACUAUCUCAGUCAUCCAAGUUCUCAUCUGGAUCUGCAGGGUCCAACUUGGCAAGACCAAACGAUGAUUAUAUGGCUGUGCGUGGAUAUGCACAGAAGCUAGAUCAGUAUGGUACUGAUUACACAUCUGAGCGAAGAAUGUAUGGUGAACACUCAGCUAACCUUGGCAGGAGAGAUGGCCAUACUGAUUUGGAUAGAAGAUAUCCUGAUCAUAUACCUGCAGGCCAUCAGAUUCAUGACCGUGUGGAGCAGGGUUCAACAAUGCGCCAUCAGCCACUACUGAAAGCUCAACUACAGCCUGUGUCUGAUAUGAGACAAGCAGAUUACUUUGCAGGAAGGUCCGCUCCAAGCCAUCAAGAUUCUCAGGAAAUUGCUGCAUAUGCAAGAGCCGAAGCUGAUCAUCGCAACUUGUCCAUUCUUGGUAAUGUUCCAUAUGGAGGACAACAGGCAGUUUCAUUGUUGGGAGGAGCUCCUAGGACAAACAUGGAUAGCCUUGGCUAUGGGCAAGGAUCGUCAAGUAGUGGUUAUGGGAUGGGUCUGCCCCCUGGACGUGACUAUGCCUUGGGGAAAGGCCUGCUCCAUCCAUCUUCAGAUUCUGAUUACCGAGACAGCAUCUUACCCCGUGCACGUCCAGGCACCUCCAUGGUCGAUGAUCGUGCAGUUGAUCGGGCUGGUUAUCGUCGUGAGCUGGAUCUAAGAGAAGAGGAACGUCGAAGGGAUCUAUUGCUGGAAAGAGAAAAGGAGCUGGAAAGGGAGCGGGAACGAGAGUUCCUAGACCUACGAGACCGCGAAAGAGAAAGAGACCGUGAAAGAGAAAGAGAGCGUGACAGGGAAAGGGACCGUGAAAGACUAAGAGAACGUGAAAGAGAAAGGGAGCGUGAACGUGAAAGGGAACGUCUUCGUGAGCGCCGUGAGAAGGAGAGGGAGCGGAACAGGAAGCAUGUAGCUGAUUCAAGGCGAGAGCGCAGUCCACCUAAAACCCCUGGCGACCGGCGGCGUUCUUCUUCUGUUAGGUCUGAGAAGCCUUUGCGGCGACUUUCACCUCGACGUGAUGCUGCGCAUAGGCAUCGUUCACCUAUUAAAGAAAUAAAGAGAGAAUAUAUAUGCAAGGUUUUGCCAUUUCGCUUGGUGGAUGAUGAGAGAGACUACUUAUCUUUGACAAAAAGAUAUCCUAGGCUAUCAGUUAUUCCAGAUUUUUCUAAGAUUAUCUUGAAUUGGGCCAAAGAAAGUUUAAAUCUUUCUUUGCAUACGCCUGUAAGUCUGGAGCAUGGCAUCUAUGAAGAUGAUAAGGCUGACGAAAACGUACUGGCCUCUUCUGAGAAAACAUCAAGCAUAAAGACUCCAGAAACAGUUUGGAAUGCAAAGGUACUUUUGAUGAGUGGUAUGAGCAAUGGUGCCUUUGCUGACAUAACAUCGAUGAGAAGCACGGAGGAACGAGUGGUGCACUUGAACAAUAUCUUAAAAUUCGCUGUAUUCAAGAAGGAUCGUUCACUUCUUGCUAUUGGAGGCCCUUGGAGUGCAGCACUAGAUGGUGGAAAUCCAUUGGUUGAUUGUUCUUGCUUGAUUCAAACUGCAAUCAGGUAUGUGAAGGAACUGGUUCAAGUCGAUCUAUCUAAUUGUACCAAUUGGAACCGUUUUCUCGAGGUUCAUUACAACAGAGCUGGCAAUGAUGGACUUUUUAGUCACAAAGAAAUUACUGUACUGUUUGUGCCAAACCUGUCGGAAUGCCUACCUUCAGUGGAUGUAUGGAAGAAUAAUUGGAUUGCAUACAGAAAAUCAAAGACAGAAAGGGAGCAGCUGAUUAUGAAGAAGGAAAAGAACCCAGGUGAUCUAAAGGAACUGGAGCAAGGGAAGCCAACCGAGGCUAAAAGUAUGAAUGAUGAUCACCUAAAGGAGGGUGAUGUUGGCUGCAGUGCUACCGGAACUGAGGAAGUUGAUACUGAUAUGGAACAGCAGGGCAAAGAAGGAGAGGGCAAUCUUGCUAGGGAUGAUGUGGGAAAUCUUGAUAAAGUUGAGGACAAAGUUGAGAAGAUGGCGGUGGUUGUUGAAGGAAACACUUCUGGUGGUGUUUCUGUUGACAAUGUCGUCGAGGAUAAAAAGCCCGUGAAAAAGAAAAUAAUAAAGAAGGUUGUGAAAGUUGUUCGAAAAAAGACAACUGGUGAAGCUUCAGUCAAUAAAUCGCCUCAGCUUGAUAAGAAUGCUGUGGCAGAAACUGCGAGCAAAAUUGAAGAGCACAUUGAACAGAAGAGUGAGGAUGUUGGAAAAGAGCAGGAGAGAGCUGGCAUCAGUCUGCAGCCUGAUGCCAAGAAAUCUGGGAAGAAGAAGGUAAUUCGAAGGGUUGUUAAAAGAAAAGUUCCUGCAUCAGCAUCUGAAUUGACUGCCGUUGCUGUGCCUUCUGAAACAUGUAAACAAGAAGUGGAAGUUGAGCCGGAGAAGAAUAAUAGCCUCACUGAUGCUGGGACUUCACAGACAAAGCUGGAAGAAGGAUUGGAAACUCCUGCUGAAGAUACCCCAAAUCAGAAGAAAGAACAGGAGCUGGAGAUGAAGGGACACAUAUUGACUGAUGACCAAAAGUCAAGUGUAGAUAAAGAGGUUAACCAGCAGGAAGUCGUGGAACAAAAAGAUGUGAAAAUAGAUGAAAAGAAGGAUAAGACAAAGGAUGAUAACGAAAAAAAGAAUAAAGACCAGAAGAUGGACCCAAAGAAAAAAUCACUCACUGACACUAAAGAAAAGAAGAAGUCUGAUGAACCUCCGAAACAUCCAGGAUUCAUUCUUCAGUGCAAAAAGAGUAAAGAAUCUAAACUCCGUUCAACAUCCCUUUCAUUGGAUGGCCUCCUAGAUUACACCACCAAUGAUACAGAGGAGUCGGUAUUUGAGCUUUCUUUGUUUGCUGAGUCAUUCAGCGAAAUGCUUCAAUACAGAAUGGGUUGUGUUAUCUUGUCCUUUCUUGAGAAACUGUACAGGCAGUAUGUUAAGAAGAGGAAUCAGCGUAAGCGCCAAAGAGAAGAAGAUCUAAAGAAGGAAGACAAGAAAUCCUCAGAGAAGCGACCAAAGACAACUGAUGAGACUCUAACUGGAGAUAUCCCAGGUAAAAAUGAUGAAGUAACAAAAGAGGGUGAGGAAAAGAUGAGUACAGAUCAAUCAGCAGCUGCCCACGAGGAACCGAUAAAAGUGAGUGACCAAGAGAUGGCCAUAGAUCACCCAGAGGCUACCCAUGACCAACUGAAAGAGGGUCUUGAAAAGAUUGACGAAGAUCAGUCCGCAGAUGCCCGCGAGAAAUUGGAGAAUGCUCCUGCUGAAGAGAAAAUGGAGGAUGGAGAUUCUGAACAUGAAGAAGAUCCUGAGGAAGUAGAAAUAUACGAAGGCGAUGAGGACAUGGAUGAUGCUACUGCUGAAGAGCUGGCGGAAUCACAGAAUGAGGAAAACUCAACUGAAAGAGAAAAUAAGCCAGAAGACAUAACUGCCGAUGAAGGUGGAAACAAGACAACAGAUAAUCUUAAAUUGGAAAAUAUUGCCAACAACAAUGAAAAAUCUGCUUCAGGAGAUGACAAGCAGUCUGUAGCAGAGAAGGGAGAUUUAAUAGAAAUUGGAGAAAAGGCAAUUGGCAAGGAGGGAAAGACAUCUGCAUCACAAAAAGGAGACGCGGCAAAGCAUGAGGUGGUUGAUAAGGACCUGUUGCAGGCUUUUAGGUACUUCGAUCAAAACAGAGUUGGUUAUAUAAAGGUGGAUGAUUUGAGGUGCAUUCUUCACAACUUGGGGAAGUUUUUAUCUAACAGAGAUGUGAAGGACAUGGUUCAAAUUGCUCUUGCUGAGAGUAAUUCUGCAAGGGAUAGUCGCAUUAUCUACACAAAGCUCGUGAAGAAAGUUGGCCUCUGAUCUGGCCCUGCUUUGACCCUAGGAACUCGUUGAGAUAUGGACUUAUCUGUCGAAGGUUCUCAAAGAGUAUCAAUGGGAGUUUGUUUUCAUUUUCCUUUGAAUGUUUUCUUAAACUUAGCACAUUGUUAUCGUUUGUAUGUUGACCUAGGAAAUUCGAUUAUGUAUGUUGCACCCAACAUGAACUUGGUAAUAACGUUUGCUCGUGCUGAAUUCUUAAA
Molecule: messenger RNA, 4619 nt
Organism: Brachypodium distachyon (stiff brome)
Lineage: Eukaryota; Viridiplantae; Streptophyta; Magnoliopsida; Poales; Poaceae
Product: cell division cycle and apoptosis regulator protein 1
Exons: 23
Coding region: 274-4401 (1375 amino acids)
Biological process (GO): regulation of DNA-templated transcription
Cellular component (GO): nucleus
Molecular function (GO): calcium ion binding
Source: RefSeq, a predicted model, not a curated record